CGCCGCCGCCGCCGCCGGCGCCGCAGCCGCUUCCAGUGGGUGGUACCCGGCUACUCCGAGUGCUCCAAAAGCUGCGGAGGAGGCACUCGUGUCCCGGAGGUGGUCUGCGUGCGUCGGAAGAAGAAACAGCUGGCCCCCGACAGCAAGUGUAACCCUCGCCGGCGGCCGCGCACCCGGCCCGUGCUCUGUAACACGGCGCCCUGCCCCGUCAGCGCGGCGGCCGUCUGGCGGGCCAACGAGUGGUCGGCGUGCAGCAGCUCGUGCGGCGCCGGACACCAGACGCGCACGUUUCUCUGUGUGCGCGCCGGACAGCCGGUAGAGGUGACCGAGUGUGUGGGCCGACCCACCGAGCCCGAGACGCAGCCCUGUAACUCGGGACCCUGCCGGCCAGAGCUGCGCUGGCACGUCGGACGAUGGAGCGCGUGCUCCGUCAGCUGCGGCUGGGGCACCCGGACCCGCUCAGUGACCUGCACCGACCAGCUGGCCGGGUGCCCGGAGUCGGAGCGGCCACGAGACACCGCGCCCUGCCGCCGGGCCGACUGUCCGCCCACCGAGGAGCCCGGCGGACCGGGACAGGGCGGACCGCCGCCGCCCGCCGGAUGGAUGGUCACCGAUUGGACACAGCAGUGCUCUGUGGAGUGCGGCCAGGGCGUCCAGUCGCGCGGCGUGGCCUGCGGCGGUGACCCGGGACGCUGUGACCUCUCUCAGAGACCCUCCGACACGCGGCCUUGUAAGACGGACAGGGGCUGCGCGGGCACCUGGUUCACCGGGCCCUGGAGCCAGUGCUCCCGGGAGUGCGGUGUCGGCGGCGAGGCCACCCGGACCGUGCUCUGCGUCCGCCAGUCGGCCGGCCAGUUCUCCGUCACCGCAGACCUCUCGUGCGCCGGCUCACCGCGGCCGGCAGCCCAGCAGCCGUGCGGCGCCGGGCCGGAGCGCCGCUGCCCGCCGCGCUGGUUCACUGCCGAGUGGGCCGAGUGCUCGGUCACCUGCGGCUCCGGUCAGCAGCGACGGGUGGUGGCCUGCGUCGGCGCCGACGGUCGACUGGCGGCCGGCUGUCCGGACGGCGAGAGACCCGAGGAGCGGCGACCCUGUCAGCAGGCAGAGUGUCCAGGUGCUGCGUUCACCACUGAACCAGCGCCGACCCCGCCCAGCCGACCGGAGUCCCCAGCAGCCGAGCCGCCCUCCCAGCCUCGCCUGACGCCCGUUCUGGGGCCCGAGUACCACACGGUCGAGGGCUCGGACACUGAGGUGCAGCUCGGGUCGGAAGACGGUCCUCUGGGAGGUCACGGGACUGGUCUGUCUGGUGGAGACCGGUCCGGUCCGUGGGACCAUCAGCUGCGGGCUCAGACGGCUAACCAGACCGAGACGGCCCGCCCGGCCGCUUCAGAGCCGCUGGACGGGCCAGGGCUGAGACAGAAGAGUGGUGGUAAACUGCCUGAACCGGCGGCUUCACUGCAGGAUAGCUGGAGCUCGGGUACGAUAGAGCGACCGGUGAAGAGCAGAGUCACUUCUCCUGGCGCAGAGAUUGACUCUGAGGACAACUUUGAGUAUGACUCUCAAGACUCAUCCUCUGCGCCGACGGACUCCUCCACUGGCCGAUCGACUCAGAAUCGACUCAGUCAAGAGUCAGAGACUAACACCACCACCACAGCACCUGAGACGGUCACAGAGUCCGAGUCAGACGGCGGGGGAGCGGCUCCGGUGGACAGAGGAGGAGAGGAGGAGAGAGGGCGGAGCGGUGACGGCUCUGGUAACGGCGCCGACGGGGAGCGGGAAGACUCCUGCACGGAUAGUCUGAGUCACUGCAGUCUGGUGCGGCGGGCCCGGCUGUGCCAGACCAGCUUCUACGCCACGUCAUGCUGCGCCUCGUGCCGGCACCAGCGGCGGUGAUGGGACGGGGAGAGAGCCGUCCAUCCUCCGCCCGCUCCCUUCCGCCUCCUGACUGAUCUACCGAACAUCUACCGGAGAGGAAGAGAAGGCAGUCUACCGUCCGCGCUUUCAGCUGCCGCUUUGAGAGUGCCGUCCGCGGAUCGGCCCGCUGUGGAGGCUGAGUCCUCUCGGGCACAGGGCCGUCUGGUCUGCAGACCCUUCUGUGGAGUGCUGUUACUCUGGCGGUGCCAGGAGUCUGUCUCAGAAUUCUGACGCUGGAGAGUGCUUGUGGUAAUGCUACGGACCUGUGGCUGUCUCGUACGGGCCGAUAAGCGGGUGGCGCCAGCUGCGAUAAGUCAGUUUUGACGGAAAGUGCCAUCUGGAAUGAGAGAAAUAUCGGUCCAGCACCGUACCGAGGUGGCUAGACUGCUAGCGCCCCUAGCGGAGGUAAUAUGAACUGCAGGCUCGUCCGGUCCGAUGUCUCUGACGGCGCUAAUGACGCUUCAUAUAGAACGCUUCUGCGCGUGCUUUCUUCUCUCGCAGUGCUGCCGGAACUUGGGUGAUCAGAAAAUUGAGUUCGGUUGUUGCAAGAAGAGGUGAUUUGUGCGACGCAUUUUGCUGGUCUCCAUACGAAUGUGACUGCUGUGUGGGUGCUGAGUGCGGGAUAAGAAUGCCGGUUGGAAUUGUGUGAUGAGGCCGACAUCGCGCUGUUACAGUCUGCUAUGCGUUGGUGUGUGCGCCUUGUGGCUCACGUGUUAGUUUGAUGAGGCGUUGGGCCGGUUGUCGUUGUUGCUCUCGUUCUUAUCCGAUCAGCAUAUUGCGUCUUUUCCGACACGUCUAUGUAAAACCCCGUGGCAUUGUUUGUACCACGUAGCAGCGUUGGUGCUGUGCCAAUAAUUACGUUCGAGCCUUCUUUGCCCGGUUACGUGGAUUCGGACUUAAUCUGUCCAUUGCCAAAUACUGUGCCGAGUAUUUAUAAACACAGUGUGCGCAC
Molecule: messenger RNA, 2863 nt
Organism: Amphibalanus amphitrite
Lineage: Eukaryota; Metazoa; Arthropoda; Thecostraca; Balanomorpha; Balanidae
Product: A disintegrin and metalloproteinase with thrombospondin motifs 12-like
Exons: 8
Coding region: 604-1890 (428 amino acids)
Biological process (GO): extracellular matrix organization
Cellular component (GO): extracellular matrix
Molecular function (GO): metalloendopeptidase activity
Source: RefSeq, a predicted model, not a curated record